AUGGCACCAAAAGCCCAACGUGUAGUCGUCGAGCGCGCAGGCCGUCGCCCCGCUCAAUCAAAAGGUUCUUUCGCAAGCACGUAUACUGCGUUGACGGCGCCGGAGAAUGCAAGUGUGGUUAGGAGCAUUGGGGUUUUUGGCAUUGCGGUUGCGUUUUUUUCGAGCAGUUGGAGCGAGUAUCUUUUGCCGCCUUUGUAAAGAAUGAUUGGCGAUGGAGAUGGAGAAUGCUAUGGGAAUUUCGAUAUGCGGAAUCGAGAUGGGAAAGGCAGAAGAGAUGAUGAUGAGAGGGGAUACCUUUAAUGACGACAACAAUGUACAAUGGAUUAGGUCGCAGAUGAAAAUACAGCAGUCAGGGGAAGAAAUGUAUGAUAGGAUGGAUGCAUGAAGGACGGAUAUGA
Messenger RNA from Botrytis deweyae, 398 nucleotides. RefSeq lists its product as uncharacterized. NCBI's taxonomy places the organism in Eukaryota, Fungi, Ascomycota, Leotiomycetes, Helotiales, Sclerotiniaceae. The coding region runs from base 1 to 198 and encodes 65 amino acids. The transcript is spliced from 2 exons. The record is from RefSeq and is a predicted model, not a curated record.